Molecule: messenger RNA, 2282 nt
Organism: Calliphora vicina (urban bluebottle blowfly)
Lineage: Eukaryota; Metazoa; Arthropoda; Insecta; Diptera; Calliphoridae
Gene: Drice
Product: Death related ICE-like caspase
Exons: 1
Coding region: 105-1118 (337 amino acids)
Biological process (GO): proteolysis; apoptotic process; positive regulation of neuron apoptotic process
Cellular component (GO): cytoplasm
Source: RefSeq, a predicted model, not a curated record
ACAACAAGACCGCAAAGUUGUGAAACGAAAAGGACAUAAAGUGCAAUCAUUUGAUAAACAAAGACAUUUAAAUUGUUAAUAAAAAAAUUGUGAAGUUAACUAAAAUGGCUGCAGCAUCCGAAGAUCAAGUUGGAUCAUUUGUAGAACGUUCUACCAACACUGAUGAUAUUACCGAUGCAUUUGGUUCCCUGGGCUCGUCAAAUAAUGCAUCUACCACCUACUAUUCCAGUGGUUCUUCAUCUAAUCAUCUUCAACAGCAGGGAGCAAUAGCCCAAUUGGCAAACAAAUCAUACAACACAUCAUCCAGCAAUUACACUGCAAUAAUGCCAACUGACCGCCAUGCUGUCGAGUAUAAUAUGCGUCAUAAAAAUCGUGGGUUGGCACUGAUUUUUAAUCAUGAACAUUUUAUGGUGCCAACCCUGAAAUCGCGAUCAGGCACCAAUGUGGACUGUGAUAAUUUAGCGCGCUGCCUUAAACAGCUAGAAUUCGAUGUUAAGAUUCAUAAAGACUAUACUUUGGGUGAAAUAAAACGACAAAUCGAAUGGGCUGCUAGUCAAGAUCACACCAACAGCGAUUGCAUAUUAGUAGCCAUACUGUCGCAUGGUGAAAUGGGUUUCAUUUAUGCCAAGGACACGCAAUAUAAAUUGGACAGUAUAUGGCAUUAUUUUACCGCUCAGCACUGCCGUUCUUUGGCUGGCAAACCCAAACUGUUCUUUAUUCAGGCUUGUCAAGGUGAUCGCCUGGAUCCUGGUGUAACAAUGAAACGUGCAGUAACACAGACGGAUGGUGACUCAUCAAUGAGCUACAAAAUACCAGUUCAUGCGGACUUUCUCAUUGCCUAUUCUACCAUACCCGGAUUUUAUUCAUGGCGCAACACCACUCGUGGUUCCUGGUUUAUGCAGUCAUUAUGUGCUGAAUUGGCUGCCAAUGGAAAACGUUAUGAUAUAUUGACCUUGUUGACAUUUGUUUGUCAACGCGUGGCCGUUGAUUUCGAAUCCUGCACUCCCGACACUCCGGAGAUGCAUCAACAAAAGCAAAUACCUUGCAUUACUACCAUGCUAACGCGUAUUUUACGUUUCCAUGAUAAAAAUAUCAUUGCUCCAGCUGGAAGAGUGUAAAAGUAAAACAAAAGAUAUUGUUUGCAUUUUUUCGGGGGUGAGUUUUUAAGAAUAAGGGAGCAAUAACAGAAAGUUAUAAAUUACUAAAGAAAAACAAAAACAACGAAACAAAAUAAAAUCUAAGGUAAAUACCCAUAACAAAUUUUAGCACGAAAGUAAUUAAAAUUGAACAUUUAUCUUAUCUAAUAGAUGAUUCAUUUACAAAGAGGGAACUAAUAAUAUAUUAUGAAAUUCGAUUUGCAUUUUUAAAGUGUUUGCAUUUAAUUUUUUUAUAUACAAACAUAUUUUUAUAUACAAACAUAUACAUACAUGAUAUGUAAUUAUAGUUUAUUUAAUGUUCUUUUUAACGCUUAAUCAAUAUAAACAAUUUAUGCUUACUAACGAAUGGCUAAAAUUUUGGAAAUUCCUGUAUGGAAAAGUUAGCCACUCUUUAGUAAGCUCUCCUUUUUAUCGCUAUAAAUAGGGGUUCGUCCAAACAGAAAUUAGAUUUUUAUCAACAUUUUGGUUUUUAUUAACUAAGCUCUUUUUUAAAAUAUUACAAGUACAGUUCGCCUUCGCUUUGUUUAACUAAUAAAAGGGAAGACUGUUGGAAAACCCGAGUCAUACUAUUUUACAAAAUUUUACUUGAAUAGUAGGGCAAACCGAUGGCGCACUGAAAUAACAAAAUUAAUUUUGCUGCAUAUACAUACUAAUAAAAUCUGACAGAUACGUACCUAUAUACAUUUGACUUUAUCAUUAUUUUAUUUUUAAUUUAAUACAAAUUUAAAUACAUUUUAAUUCAAAAUAUGUUGCUUCUUAACUAAAUUAUAAGUAAAAGGAAACGAAAUUCUAAUUCAAACAGUUAUUUCUAACUUAAAGUCAAAAUAUUUUAAGAAAAAAGCUGCGUUUUAACAAAAUUAUUAUUAAAAAAUAAUACUUUAUCAAAUAUUUUAUGAGUUGCUCCCUUAACUUAAAUGACAAAAUUAGAUUUAUUACAUAAAUAAAUUGUAUACUUUAUCAAAACAUUUAACAAUAGUAUUUUCUUUUAUAAAUCAUUUUAUAUAUAUUUUUUUUACUUUUUUAUAUACAUUUUUGGAUUGCAUUUUAAGAUAACAUAAUUAAGUAUUUAACAAAAAUUAUAUGUAAUUUAAUAAAAAAAAAGAAUUCUAUCGAAAUUUAAAAACA